This is a messenger RNA of Salvia miltiorrhiza (redroot sage), 1110 nucleotides long. Its product is annotated as protein FAR1-RELATED SEQUENCE 5-like. NCBI's taxonomy places the organism in Eukaryota, Viridiplantae, Streptophyta, Magnoliopsida, Lamiales, Lamiaceae. The coding region runs from base 1 to 1110 and encodes 369 amino acids. The record is from RefSeq and is a predicted model, not a curated record. The transcript has 2 exons.
AUGGUGUUAGAUUUGAAUGUGCCGGCUGGAAUAGAUGAAUUGGAAUAUUACAAUAAUAUUGUCAAUGAUGAUGCAAUAGACUGGGGCAUGAAUAAUGUCCGUGGUGAGGAUUUUUCAGCAUAUGGGUUUGAAACGGAAGAAAAUGUGAAUGUAGAAGAUGUAGAUGUGAAUGAAGACAUUGUGAAUGAAGAAGAAGAGAAUGUUGAAGCUGUGGAAUCUGAGUUCCUCGUCGACGGUGAAGAUGUGGUGAAUGAAGAUGUUAAUUUGUCAUCUAGAGAGUUAGAGGACAAAUUAUCACCUGGGUGUUUAGUUGAUGGGGUCGAUGAUGCUUUUUUGUUAUAUUGUGCCUAUGCCAAAAUGACUGGAUUCAGUGUAAGGAGAGGGAACGAAGAAAAAUUUAGGCGGACAAAAAUAUUGCGUAUGAAGACAUUUGUAUGUAGUUGUCGCGGUUCGACACCUAGUAGUCACAUUGAUGGUCGUUUACCUGUAUAUAAAAAGCAAACAACUCGGUCCAACUGUCAAGCCCUUUUGAGGGUUGCUCGUGUUGAGGGAGGGCCGUGGAAGGUAACGACAUUUAAUAAAGAACACAACCACGAGUUACUUGCCAAGGAUCAAGCCUAUUUGCUUCGUUCUAGUCGUCACCUUUCGCAUUCUAAGAAAUCUAUGUUGGAGGCUUUGACUUCAGCCGGCAUACCAAUAAACCGAGCUUGUCGUUUCAUGGAAAAUGAAUCUGGUGGCCUUGAAAACGCCGGAUUUAUUCGUAAAGAUGCUUACCAUCAUAUGGACAAUGUUAGAAGAAAGUCUAAGAUGACGGAUGGAGAUGCAAUGGCUCUGAUGCAGUACUUUGUUGACAAGUCGAACAAAGAGCCUUUUUUCUACUGGAAUAUGCAAAAGGAUGAUGAUGGUCGACUUAUGAAUUUAUUCUACCGUGAUUCUCGUAGUGGCCUUGAUUACGAGUAUUUUGGUGAUGUGCUAUCCGUUGACACAACCUACAAGACGAACAAAUAUGAUCUUAUUUGUGCUCCCUUUGUAGGUAUUAAUCAUCACUUGAAGAAUUGUUUGUUUGGGUUGGCUUUCCUUUCUGACGAGACAACGGAGACAUUUGAAUGA